Messenger RNA from Brugia malayi, 159 nucleotides. RefSeq lists its product as uncharacterized. The record is from RefSeq and is a predicted model, not a curated record. The transcript is spliced from 2 exons. The coding region runs from base 1 to 159 and encodes 52 amino acids. NCBI's taxonomy places the organism in Eukaryota, Metazoa, Nematoda, Chromadorea, Rhabditida, Onchocercidae.
AUGUACAUAAUUAUCGAAUUCAUCCGUUUACCGCCAACUCUUUUGCCAUUCAUUCAUAUUUCAUGGAUGUUCUCACAAGGUGGCAAAGCAUUUCUUUACAUUGCUAUGAACAGAAAAGUACGACGAAAUAUCGCCGAUAUAUGUUGCAAACAGAAAUGA